AUGGAUGCGGCCUUUGAAGACUCGAAGAGGGCAGAGAAGAAGCCCAGCUUCUCCCGCCUGCUGCAGAAGAGUUCGCACAUUUGGGGCCGCACCACGACGGUCAGGUGCCUGCCUUUGAACUCGCUCUCGGGCAUCGGCGGGCCUUGCAUGGAGUGUGUGCGGCUGUUUGUGGGCGGCACCUACGGAGGAGGCGUGAUCGUUCCUGCGAUGGACUACUCCCAGAUCAACAAGACCCAGUGGCAGCCUGAUGAGUGCCUCCGUCUUCGUGUUUUUGGCCAGCCACCGGUGGGUGAUGACAUCGCCUACACGGAGACAGGUGGAGGCAGCAUGCCCGGCCAUGAGCAGCGGAUGACCACCUUCUGCCGCGUGGCAAGCUUCCCCGGCCUUGGCUGA
Molecule: messenger RNA, 393 nt
Organism: Symbiodinium sp. CCMP2456
Lineage: Eukaryota; Dinophyceae; Suessiales; Symbiodiniaceae
Source: the annotation of a GenBank genome assembly